This is a messenger RNA of Rhineura floridana, 3194 nucleotides long. Its product is annotated as mRNA decay activator protein ZFP36-like. The record is from RefSeq and is a predicted model, not a curated record. Gene Ontology annotation, molecular function: metal ion binding; mRNA binding. The coding region runs from base 237 to 1310 and encodes 357 amino acids. The transcript is spliced from 2 exons. Lineage: Eukaryota; Metazoa; Chordata; Lepidosauria; Squamata; Rhineuridae.
GCUGCCUACUGUAUUUAAGGGCCCUGCGGAGGCGCUGCGCCGCUCAGCUGGAUGGUCGACGGGCUCGCUCCCCCCCCGGAAAACCCAAGAAAAGAGUCCGAGAGCGAGCGAGCAAGGCGGCGGGGUUGCCGGAGCGCGCCGCAGGAGAAGAGACGGGACCGCCCCAGCUGCACCAGCCCCGCCAAGCAAGCCGCGAGACCCGGCCGGAGCCCGCCCGCGAAGCGCCGCCAGCCGCGAUGAGCUCCAUCUUGGACGUCAGCACCAUCUACCAGAACCUGCGCAAUCUCUCGCUGAGCGAGGAGCAGGACAUGCCACGCCCCUGCCUCUCCCGCCGCGAGUCGGCCUGCUCCUCAGAGACCCCCUACAGCAGCAGCGGAGAGACCUCUCAGGUGUGGCCCCUGCGCAGCCACUGGAGCCCCAGCACUGAGCAGCUGCGCCCUGUGGGGGAGGCGGCCCGGCGGCCCCCCUUGCGGCCAGACCGCUCCGUCAGCCUCAUUGAGGGCAAAGCCAUCCCGCCCCCACCCCCGGGCUUCCCGCCCCUCAAGCUACCCCCUCUGGCACCAGCCCUCUCCUCCCGCUACAAGACGGAGCUUUGCCGCACCUUCAGCGAGACGGGCAAAUGCAAGUACGGUGCCAAGUGCCAGUUUGCCCACGGCACCACCGAGCUGCGCACAGUCAGCCGCCACCCCAAGUACAAGACGGAGCUAUGCCACAAGUUCUACAUCCACGGAGAAUGCCCCUAUGGCUCCCGGUGCCACUUCGUCCACUAUCCUGAGGAGGCCCAGGCCCACUCCUCCUCCUCGUCCCCCCAGCUGUUGCGCCAGAGCGUCAGCUACUCCGGGGUGCCGGCUGGGCGCCGGUCCUCCCCUCUGCCUGGCAUCCCCGACCCCGCCUCCUUCACCCGGGCACCGUCUGUCUCCCCGCCACCUCAGCCCAUCGACCUCCUCUCGCCGACCUUCGGCCACCUGAACUCGGACCCCAUCUCCCGCUUUUCCACCCUGGGCGAGCCCCUCUCGACCCCUGCUUCCGGAGGGUGCUGUGCAUGCCGUUGCGGCAACCCUGGCGGCUUCUCCAACCCGUUCCAGACCCAUCGAGACAGCUUCUCUGCUGCCCCUGGAAUGCCGGCCUCCAUGGGCGCCAACCUGCCCAGGACCCCGUCCUCCAACUCUCUCUCUGACCCCGACUCCUACAGCAGCUCCAGCAGCCUGAGUGGCUCCGACUCCCCCGUCUUCGAUUUCCACACCCCUGGUGGGCUGGUGGGGAACACCCACAGGCUGCCCAUCUUCAACCGACUUUCCGUCUCAGAGUGAGCUGCCGGGACUUGGAACAGGCGUCCUUAGAGAAAAAUGGCUCCGGGUUGCAAUGUGGGGAGUGAUUUGUCAAUACUCAUGUGUAUGUAUGAACUUACCAUUUGGGGGGAAAGGGUGCUGUUAAAUCCACCCUCUGGACUGACUCCUCAGAGCAGUUGCUGCUGCAAAUCUUUAAGCAGACGCCGGAGGUCACCUCCUGAUGUGUCGCCGAGUCCUUUGCAGAUGCAAGAGAGGAAGCGGAGGCUGGGGCGCUUCUUUCCGUCUCCCCUCCCUUAAAGCAUCCGAGUGUGCCUGGAAAACCGUGUUGCGGAUUGCCUUUUGAAAGGGGAGGAAAAACCCAAUCCAAAUGGGUUCUGAUUUGUUGUGUGUCCCCAAAACUUAGUGCCUUAAGCAGGUUUGAAGGCAGAAAGAGCCUGGCUUACGUUGAACAGCAGUCCUUAGCAAUGUGACAGGCUGGGGACUAAAUUGGGCCUCUACGUUGCGGCAGUCCUCCCCCCCUUCCUCGCCUGUUUGUUGGUCUCCUACACCCUGCUAUUUAUACUCCCCAACGCUCUUUUUUCAGGGUGACUCCUCCUCUUCCUCCUCCCCCUCUCCCCACCCCCGCGAUAGCAAUCACAAAGCAGGGAGAAGCCUUGGGGUGUCUGUCCGUAUCUCCCGCAGCAGCCUUUCCCAACUGUUGGGCCCUCGUUUCUUUCUGGACCGCAGUCGCCAUCUUUCUUGACCUAUUAUGAUAAGGAGGGGGCUGACUAGGUCCCCCACCUGCUGCAUUCCUUUGUCCCUCCCCAAUCUACUAAAGUCUCUAGCUGUGCUGGGGGGCGGGAGGGACCUGGGACACUGGAAAAGGUGGUGCUGUGUUGGUAUUCAGUGCCUGAACGCCCCGCUUUCCCAGGUGCCCCCGCAGGAGGGAAAUUGAGCAGUGCCGCUUCCUCCCCUGCGUAUGUAGCAGAUUUUAUUUUUCCUGUCCUGUUUGGGAGGGGGGAACAGAUUACACGGUGGUGGUAAAAUCUGGUGAGGGGGAAUGAGCCAAGAGAUUCAGUCUUGGUGAUGGUUUUUUUAAAAAACCAUUUUUAUAUUUAAAAAAACCUUGUUGCUUCUAACAUACUGUGAAUACCAUUCCUCCCUUCUUUCAGUCCCCUCCCCCACAAAUAACAAGGGACUGAGAAGCUGGGAUAAAAACAAAAAUAAAAUCAAAUGGCAUAGCCAUGAGGAGGUAUAGGAAGUCAGAAUGCACCUAAGAUUCCAAAGCAGAUAUUCUCUGCCUUUUGGUGGUGGUGUUGUUUUUAAAAAAGGAUGUAGCUCUCCUGAAUGAAUCAUCUUUCAAAUCCUUGAUCAAGAAACUCAGCCUGUAGCCCGUGCAGUAAAAUCCCUCCCCUGUUGCUCUGUAAAAUCAGCCCAAGUUGUCUGAUAUAAGUUCGACAGCUGCGUGCCUUGCUUGUACUUGUUUUUGCACUGAUCAGCAUCAGCAACAAAAGAUGGAGAUCAGCAGAGACUAGAAAAGGGAUGGGUGAGCGGGGGGGGGGUGUCUUUAUUUUUUAAAUCAAUGUUGAUGCUAAGCACCUGCAUAUAACUAUUGUGGGGAACAUGUUUGUGUGUGUAUGUUUUUUAAAAGAAACCCUCAAUGUUUACCUUGUAAUAAUGCGAUAAGUGAAACCAAAAUGUAAACUAUUUAUAGACUCUUAUUUAUUCAAACAGAAUUUUAUAUUGUAUUUAUCUUUUUUGUAAUAUUCCAAAAAUAAUAUAUAUAUAUUUUCGUGUUUGAAAUAUGAAAAAGACAUUGUGCUAAAAUUUAAAUUGUUAAAAAAAGUUUGCUAUUUUAUUUGCUAGGAAAAAAGUUUGCUAUUUCUUUUCUGAAUCUCAGAAUUUCAGAUAAAAAGGCAACAAACU